Gongylonema pulchrum is the source of this 1146-nucleotide messenger RNA. NCBI's taxonomy places the organism in Eukaryota, Metazoa, Nematoda, Chromadorea, Rhabditida, Gongylonematidae. The record is from the annotation of a GenBank genome assembly.
AUGUUUGAGUCAUUCAGUACCGCUUUUCCGGAACUUGUGGAAUUUGAUUACGCGACAAAUGGUACGCAAAGCGUUUUGCCGGAAUUGUUGGAUGCCGAGUCGCAGGAUUUCGGGAGUAGCUUCUGGCAGCAGAACAGCAUUACGCAGCACUUUUCGGUCGGUGUUUUAUAUCCAAGUGUUGUGUUUGUUGAGACUGCAGAAGGCAGCAACGUGUAUGAUGCACACAUCUACGGAACUUCUUCUGGGUUGCGCACAGACUUUGGGUGUACCAACGAAAACUGCAGUGGCGUUAGCUCUGCCUGCACUCACAGCUGUGCUUGUCCUACGGAAGAAGAGAUUUUUGAAGAAAUUGCGCGUGAAUGCGGUGAGCUUGAGAGACGAUCACUCAUUGUUCAAGGUGCACCUUCCGAUUCGAAUUUACCAGCAGCAUUGAGCGAACAUAGCUGCUACGCGUCAGAGUUACCAGCGGUGAGCUCGAAGGGAGCAGUACGUGAGCACCUGAAUGAGAAGCCUGUACGCGGUGUUGAAAAAAGAAAGGAGCGGAAUCGUGCAGCAGCGCUACGGUAUCGAGAGCGGAAAAAGUGGGAACGCGAAAUUCAUUUGAAUCUCGUCGGGGAGCUUCUCAUGAAAAAUGACUUCCUGAAGACUAAGUUUCUUAUCUCAUUUACGAUUCUUGCUGCGUUUGUUGCCUGCAAACUUGUUAUAACCAUGUGUAGCUCUGCUGUUGUGCUCGAGUUGUUUGAAUGCGCCCGAGGUGACGACUUGUUCCGCAAGUCAACGGUUGAGCAAUAUGACAGCGAUGCUGGCUGUUACCAAACCAGCACGAUUUUAACAAAAGGAAGGCUGUUACCGAGCUUGUUCGUUAUUGAAUAUCAGCCAUUGUACUGCAGCACGAAGAAGGCUUCCGAAAAUUCAUCAGCAAAGCAAGCCCGUGCAACGAUGAUGAGCAUAUUGCUGUUAGGAAAAGUAUCGUGCGAUUUGAGAGGAAUUAUCAUGACCGGUGAAAUCAAACACACGGCAGAACGGGCCUGGAAAGAGCAUUUUAACAGAAGGGCGCUUGAAGGCAAAUGGGCCACCGAAAUCGAACUUUGCACUUCGACAUCAGUGCUGUUCGCAGAUGUCCGGACAUAUCUUGAUGGCAAGUGA